AUGCCCAUGACUGCGCCGGCCCAUAGCACACCAUAUGACUAUGGUGCGCCGGGGCAGUGGGCACAUGUUGCACCGGUGCCGAUGCCGGUGCCGCCAUUGAUGGUGUCGCUCCAGUCACUGAUAAAUCGUUUAACGGUGCGCAGCCCCCACCACCCGGUGUGCCACUGGGGUAUCCUGCGCAGCCGCCACCACCACCCGGUGUGCCACUGGGGUAUCCUGCGCAGCCGCCCCCACCACCCGGUGUGCCACUGGGGUAUCCUGCGCAGCCGCCCCCACCACCCGGUGUGCCACUGGGGUAUCCUGCGCAGCCGCCACCACCACCCGGUGUGCCACUGGGGUAUCCUGCGCAGCCGCCCCCACCACCCGGUGUGCCACUGGGGUAUCCUGCGCAGCCGCCACCACCACCCGGUGGUGCAGCCCUAUAGUGCGCCGCCGCCAUAUUAUGGUAUGCAAUAUGUGUAUGCUACGCCGCCAUAUUAUGGUGUGCAACACAUGUAUGCUGCGCCGCCCUAUAGUGCGCCGCCGCCAUAUUAUGGUAUGCCACCGCCACAGCAGGCUCCAUUGCCGCCACAGCAGGCUCCAUUGCCGCCACAGCAGGCCCCAUUGCCGCCACAGCAGGCUCCAUUGCAGAUUCCGCCACAGCAGGCUCCAUUGCCGCCACAGCAGGCUCCAUUGCCGCCACAGCAGGCUCCAUUGCAGAUUCCGCAACAGCAGGCUCCUUUGCCGCAACAACCGGAUCCAUUGCCGCAACAACCUGAUCCAUUGCCGCAACAACCGGAUCCAUUGCCGCAACAACCUGAUCCAUUGCCGCAACAACCUGAUCCAUUGCCGCAACAACCGGAUCCAUUGCCGCAACAACCUGAUCCAUUGCCGCAACAACCUGAUCCAUUGCCGCAACAACCUGAUCCAUUGCCGCAACAACCGGAUCCAUUGCCGCAACAACCUGAUCCAUUGCCGCCACCCCCACAACUACCAGAUUCACCACCCCCAACGCUGCCACAAACACCACCUCCACCGCGAAAGCCCCCGACGAAGCCACCGCCAAGAAGGAAGAAGUGGGUGCCACACACGCAUGUAGAUGGCAGUGGUCGGCGCUGGUCAACGAUGGCCAACCAGUGCCACCACUGCUAUGGGAAAUUGAAUAGGCCAUCACGUUUGGUGGAACAUUUGAAGGUGUGCCUUUCACAGCCCAAGAGUAGUGCCUGUUUGUGGUGCCCAUACAUAAGCAAGGCGAACGUGGGGUCGCACCACCAGUCUUGCCAAGGAAAGCCUGGGCACCAGUACGUGGCAGUGGGGGAGCAGCGGCUGCAGCGCGACAGGUGGGCGGAAGCAAUUAAAAAAUCAACAUCAGCUUCACAAAGGGAUGAAGCGCCCACGCAGUCGUCGCCCCCUCCUUCAACGACAUCACCGUCAACAGGAUCUCCAUCACCGAAACGAGAACCGACACAGGUUCAGUUAUCGGAACUUUUUAACAUUGAUGGAGAUUUAUUUGAUCAUUCUUCAAACAAUUUGGCCAAAGUAACUUGUACUAUUGUCCAAAACUGGUCGAUUUAAUUUUAACUAAAUAUGUUUUUGCUCCAUAUUGGACAAAUUUAAUGGGUAUUUUUAUUGAUACCUUCAAUAAAAGAGUGAGUAAUGGGCCCAUUGAA
Messenger RNA from Drosophila ananassae, 1649 nucleotides. Its product is annotated as extensin-like. Bases 1 to 1554 code for a protein of 517 amino acids. NCBI's taxonomy places the organism in Eukaryota, Metazoa, Arthropoda, Insecta, Diptera, Drosophilidae. The record is from RefSeq and is a predicted model, not a curated record. The transcript has 5 exons.